UUGAUUGGAUUCUUCCUUUUUCUCUUUCUCACAAUAUACACAGCUAUGAGAGCUCCAAUAGUUGUAGAUUCCCUUCAAUAUAUACCUGAAAUUAUAGGAAAAGCUGAUUUGAAUAAGAUUCGUGAAGAGCUUUUGAAGUGUUUGCCUUCACUUCCCGAUAUGCCUGAUCUUCAUAAAGUUAAAAAUGAGUUGAGUACAUCUCUUCAUUCUCUGAACUUCUCCCCGUUAUCAGGCCGAAAUGUUAUGGAACUGCUCAUCAAUUGCUUUCCCGAGCACUUUUCCUCGAAUUAUUUGAAAGAUGACACAAUAGAAUUUGUAUCUUCUUCAACAAUCCAACCAAUUACAAGGUGGCCAUUUUAUGUCUUCUUAAUUGGAGCUAUGUUCUGUUUAUUAGCAAGCAGCACAUGCCAUCUCCUAGCUUGUCACUCGAAACGACUUUCCUACAUUAUGCUCAGAAUUGAUUAUGCCGGAAUUGCUGCACUAAUUGCAACUUCAUUUUAUCCUCCUGUAUAUUACUCAUUCAUGUGCAACCCUUUCUUUUGUUACAUCUACUUAGGCUUCAUAACAUUAAUGGGAGUUGCUACUAUUGUUUUCUCUCUUCUCCCAUUUUUCAACAAAUCCGAGUUUAGAAAGUACCGUGCCUCGCUCUUCUUUUUGAUGGGAUUUUCGGGCGUGGCACCUAUAAUACAUAAAUUGAUAUUGUAUGGGGAUGAGCCCGAGGCGCUUCAAACCACGGGAUACGAAAUACUAAUGGGAGUUCUUUAUGGUUUGGGAGCUUUAAUUUAUGUCGCAAGGAUACCGGAGAGGUGGAUGCCGGGAAAGUUUGAUAUUGCUGGUCAUAGUCACCAAAUUUUUCAUGUGUUUGUUGUGGCGGGUGCUUACACACAUUACCGCGACGGGUUAAUUUACCUUAGAUGGAGAGAUUUGAAAGGUUGUUAA
Messenger RNA from Trifolium pratense (red clover), 939 nucleotides. RefSeq names its product heptahelical transmembrane protein ADIPOR3-like. Gene Ontology annotation, molecular function: signaling receptor activity. The coding region runs from base 46 to 939 and encodes 297 amino acids. Lineage: Eukaryota; Viridiplantae; Streptophyta; Magnoliopsida; Fabales; Fabaceae. Gene Ontology annotation, cellular component: membrane. The record is from RefSeq and is a predicted model, not a curated record. The transcript is spliced from 2 exons.